Molecule: messenger RNA, 1062 nt
Organism: Alnus glutinosa
Lineage: Eukaryota; Viridiplantae; Streptophyta; Magnoliopsida; Fagales; Betulaceae
Exons: 1
Coding region: 1-1062 (353 amino acids)
Source: RefSeq, a predicted model, not a curated record
AUGGACAAAAAGCUCAAGGAGAUCAUUGAGAAGCUGGAGCAGAGGUGUGACCUGCUGACAGAAGCGGCGAAGCACCAGCAUGGUGGGAGCACAUCUAGAGUUAGAGAUCUGCUCCAGAAGUCGGCUUCCCCUUUCUCUGACCGGGUGGCCUCGUUCCGCCUCCCCGAGAAGUUUAAAGUCCCCGACAUCAAGACCUACACCGGGCAGGAGGACUCGGUGGAGCAUUUGGACAACUACCGCGCUCACCUCGAGCUGCAGGGGACCCCUGAUGAGGUGGCGUGCCGCGCCUUCCCGCUGACCUUGUCGGGAAAUGCCAGGGAUUGGUAUAGAAGGCUUCCCCCGAAGUCCAUACAAAGCUUUGACGAAUUCGGAAAAAUGUUCGUAACUCAAUUUAUGGCGGGAGUUGUAAGAAAGAAGCCGGCAGGCACCUUGAUGUCGAUACAACAGGGGCGAGAUGAGUCCCUUAAGGAGUUCCUCCAGCGCUUCAACCAAGCAAGGCUCACCACCGAGAGCCUCACCGAAGAGUUUGUGCAUUCGGCACUCUAUCAGGGAAUCAGGAAAGAUGGGCCGCUGAUGGCUGACCUCGCUCGAAAGCCGACUCGUUAUUUGCACGAGUUCAUGGAGAGGGCAGAGGAGUUCAUUAACCAAGAAAAGACUCUUCGAGCGUUGCUCGGAAAAGCAACCGGCCAAACCUCUAAUCAGGGGGACAAGUCGAAGAAGAAGAAGGAAUUCCACAAGAAGCAGGAGGUAUUGGAACCCGGGGUUAAGAAGAAAUUCCAGGAUUACAACUGGACUCCCCUCAACGCGCCCAUCGAAGAGGUCCUAGCGGCGAUUAAAGUGGAUCCCAUGUACGAGAAACCUGCGGAGAUAGUGGGAACCCCCCACCCGAGGACCGCGGACCACUAUUGCGCUUUCCACGAGUCAAAGGGGCAUAGCACAGAGAAUUGCAGGUCCUUGCGGGCCUUAAUCGAGAAGUUUAUCCGGAACGGGAAGCUAGUCUGUUUCUUGGUGGGUCAACGAGGUCCGCCGGGGUUUGAUCGGAACCCCCAGCCCGAGGAAUGA